This is a messenger RNA of Alternaria triticimaculans, 1272 nucleotides long. RefSeq lists its product as uncharacterized. The coding region runs from base 1 to 1272 and encodes 423 amino acids. The record is from RefSeq and is a predicted model, not a curated record. Lineage: Eukaryota; Fungi; Ascomycota; Dothideomycetes; Pleosporales; Pleosporaceae. The transcript is spliced from 2 exons.
AUGGCAUCUCCACAGCAAGAUCCAAAGGCUCUCUCCGAGGAGCUCAAGACCCUCGAUAUAGCCACAGCAGCUACGACGUCUUCAAACCCAGGCCUAGAAGCGCUACCCGUCGAGCUCAUGACAUUAGUAACGCAAAGCACAGACGCCAAAGGCAAGGCCAUUCUUUCUGGCGACGACCUCGACGAAGCAGUGGAGAUGUUGAAGUCGGCACUGCGAGGUUUCCCGAACUUGAAGCAUGUACGCAUUGACUCUUACCCGAAAGACUCUUACCCGAAGAAAGACGAUGAUGCUGCUGCCUGGACUGAGGCUUGGGGCUCGAAGCGCAUCCUCCGCGAAAUGGGCUGGGGAGCCUGCGGAUAUUGGGCUAGCCCUCAAUGGGCACUUCGCAACGAAGGAGACUCCUGCCGCGGUAAACUACAUGGCCACAUCGCCAAAGUGCUCUCGGCGCUGCGAGGUAUCGAAGAUCGCAAAGACUGGACUCUGGAAGUCGCACUGAAUACGAUGGUAUUGCGUUACGAGAAACAACCGUUCGAUAUCUCACCUGGCUCCGAUUGGACACGUGUUCAGCACCGUGUUACACAAUUGAAGUUCAUCCGGACAUUCGAAGUCUUUGAGAAGUGGUGGAUCAUGGGGUUGCUGCAGUCCGUCAGCGGUAAUCUCAGGUCGCUUACGUUGUGUAGCGAGAAUGUGCCCACCUUCCUUCGAUGGACCCAGUUCCCUACUCUCACGCACCUCGACAUCCGUAGUAGUCCGAUAGCAUCACCUCUUUUCAAGAGGGUUCUGUUCAAGCACCGAAAAACCCUGCAGAGCCUUCACCUUUGUGGCGCGAAUCUGUAUGGUUGGUUUGACGACGAAGAUGCGUUUGAGCCCUCCGACUUUGCGGAUGUCGAAGAUUCUGAUUCCGACGAGGAUGGAGUGGUUCAAGUGGUCAAUGGACGAAAGCUGAAACCGGGACUCGUCGAGCUAAAAGAUGCAACUUGGUUUACAAUCUUCAAGCAGUUGACGAUGUCUCCUUGCCUGACAAGCGUUCGAUUCGCCAGACUCUCUCAAUACCACUCCCGUUUCAACAAUAUAUACCAACCCGGCAGGUACACCACCGAUAAUGUAGCUGAGCAUCUCACCGGCGGCUUCUCGCUUUCAGCUGAAGGAGAUGAGGUAGUAAAGAGCCUCGAUCGCGCUGUGAAAGAGCGCAUCACCGUUGAAAUGUCAGACAGACAUACAAGCGACAAGGUUUGGUUCUCCGAUGGGUGCUCGGAGGACUGGGAUGCUUAG